Messenger RNA from Onychomys torridus (southern grasshopper mouse), 890 nucleotides. Its product is annotated as serine--pyruvate aminotransferase, mitochondrial-like. NCBI's taxonomy places the organism in Eukaryota, Metazoa, Chordata, Mammalia, Rodentia, Cricetidae. The coding region runs from base 61 to 657 and encodes 198 amino acids. Gene Ontology annotation, cellular component: peroxisome. Gene Ontology annotation, molecular function: L-alanine:glyoxylate transaminase activity; L-serine:pyruvate transaminase activity. The transcript is spliced from 7 exons. The record is from RefSeq and is a predicted model, not a curated record.
AGGUACCAGUGCCUAUUCCUGGUGGACUCUGUGGCAUCACUGGGCGGGGUCCCCAUCUACAUGGACCAGCAAGGCAUUGACGUCUUGUACUCUGGCUCCCAGAAGGUCCUGAAUGCUCCACCAGGGAUCUCUCUCAUCUCCUUCAGUGACAAGGCCAAACACAAGGUCUACACUCGGCGGACAAAGCCUGUCUCCUUCUACACAGACAUCACGUACUUGGCCAAGCUGUGGGGUUGUGAGGGCAAGACCAGAGUAAUUCACCAUACCACGCCGGUCACCAGCUUAUACUGCCUGAGGGAGAGCCUGGCGCUCAUUUCAGAGCAGGGCCUGGAGAAUUCCUGGCAGCGGCACAGGGAGGCUACGGCUUAUCUGCACAAACGCCUGAAGGAGCUGGGCCUGCAGCUCUUUGUGAAGGACCCGGCAAUCCGGCUACCCACCAUCACCACCGUGACUGUGCCCGCUGGUUACAACUGGAGGGACAUCGUCAGCUAUGUGCUGGACCACUUCCACAUUGAAAUCUCCGGUGGCCUUGGGCCCUCCGAGGAGAAGGUGCUGCGGAUUGGCCUACUGGGCUGCAAUGCUACCAUGGAGAACGUGGACCGUCUGGCCCAGGCCCUGAGGGAGGCCCUGCAACGUUGUCCUAAGAACAAGUUGUGAGCAUUCUCUCACCAGACUAUGCCCUCCUGAGGGGCUUGGGAGUGGAGCAGGAACCAAAAGAUAGUGCAAGGCCACCAGGCCUGGGGACGGGCAAAGCUGCUGAUGCAGUCUGUGAGGCGGGAAGGAGGAGGGUAAAGCUGCCCCUCUCCCGACAGAUGGGACCCUGUGGACACAGGACGGUAAUCACCUUCCAACAACACUGCAGUCUACAGGCCACUGGCCUUUGGGAAUCU